Messenger RNA from Scylla paramamosain (green mud crab), 5496 nucleotides. Its product is annotated as heparan sulfate 2-O-sulfotransferase 1-like. Lineage: Eukaryota; Metazoa; Arthropoda; Malacostraca; Decapoda; Portunidae. The transcript has 9 exons. The coding region runs from base 195 to 1253 and encodes 352 amino acids. The record is from RefSeq and is a predicted model, not a curated record. Gene Ontology annotation, molecular function: heparan sulfate 2-sulfotransferase activity. Gene Ontology annotation, cellular component: membrane.
CGUUGAAAAUCGUACUCAGCAGCUGCGAAACGGAGCGAAACGAACUGGGCCAGCUGUACCAGGCGUCAACACAGUGUUUAGGUGCCAGUGUCACUGUUAAGGCUGGCACUGUCUGUCUGCCGCCCGCCAACACCCGUAACACUCGCUGCCGUCUUACUUGUGCGGGAAGAAUACAGUAACAACACACAGCUAGGAUGACCAGCUCCCGGUUUAAGAGUUCUCGUGUGGCUGUGCUACUCCUGGGAGGGGUUAGUGUAGUGGUGACUCUCAUGUACCUCCAUCUGGCCUCAGAGGUUGCCCAACUCCAUACUUCAAUGUAUCCAGGAUCUGCCAUGAGUUAUCAGCAGCAAGUUGGUCAAUUUGGAGGAGCAGGAGGAGCACUAGACCUCAAUAGCCUGGUGGUGAUCUACAACAGAGUCCCUAAGACUGGCUCCACCUCAUUCAUUGGUCUUGCUUAUGACCUUUGUGCCAGGAACAAGUUCAAUGUUAUCCACUUGAACACCACCAAGAACACACCAACACUCUCACUCACUGACCAGAUGCGAUUCGUGUACAAUGUCUCAAACUGGCUAGAGAAAAAGCCAGGGAUAUAUCAUGGCCAUCUUGCCUACCUGGAUUUUAGCAGGUUUGGGGUGAGUCGCCAACCUAUAUAUAUCAACUUAAUCAGGAAGCCACUGGACCGCUUGGUGUCAUACUAUUACUUUGUGCGCUAUGGAGAUGACCUUCGACCCAACCACAUCCGCCGCAGGAUGGGAGAUAAGAUGACCCUGGAUGAGUGUGUUGUUAUGGAACACCCAGAUUGUUCCACAACCCACCUCUGGAUUCAGGUUCCCUUCUUCUGCGGUCAUCAUGCUGAAUGCUGGGUUCCAGGAUCUAAUUGGGCCCUGGAACAGGCCAAACACAACCUGAUCCACAAGUACUUUUUGGUGGGAGUGACUGAGGAGAUGGGGGAUUUUGUGGCCAUGCUGGACUACUCUUUACCUCGUAUCUUCAGGGGAGCCUAUGACUUGUAUCUGUCAGGUGUGAAAUCACAUUUACGCAAAACUGUGAAGAAAGUUCUUCCAUCCCAGGAAACCAUAGCCAAGCUUCAAAACACUAAGGUAUGGAGAUUAGAAAAUGAGUUUUACAACUUUGCUUUAGAUCACUUCCACUUUCUGAGGAAAAAGACCUUAGUGGAAGCAGAGGAGGGUGGACGUCAAGUGGAUAGAGGUCAGAAGUUUGCCUAUGAAAAAAUAAAGCCAAAAAGAAGUUAAGUGAUUACAUUCUUCAGGGUUUUUUUUCAGCAGAUAUCUAUUUGUAGUGUUUCAAGGAUGCAUAUACUGAACUCAAGUGCCUAUAACUAGUAUGUAAUUAAUUUUAUUUGCUCUGACCGUAUGAUAUGCAUGAUCAUUAACUACUAUUACAAUAGGAAAAUUCUGCUAUUGAGAGGAUGAAUAGUAAUGAUAAUAAUAGGACACAAAUUAGCAAAUGCUUACCCAGAAAAUGAGAUAAAAUGUUCUGUUUUACUGUUGUGCAUUCCUGUAUCAUCACAUUGGAGAUCAGAUAUGGUUGCCUAUUAAAUACUCGUCAAAUACCCUUUUACCUUUAACUUGAACAGUGUAUUUCAAUGUGGUAAAAAGAGAUAAGGCUCAUUGGAAUGGUGAAUGUAUUCAUUACUAUUAUUAUUAUUAUUAUUUUUAUUAUUAUUAUUAUUAUUAUUAUUAUUAUUAUUAUUAUUAUUAUUAUUAUUAUUAUUAUAAUCAUUAUUUAUUUAUUUAUUUAUUUUUUUUUAUAACUCACUUUCUGUAACCUCAGGGUGUGACAUUAAUUAUUUCUGGUCUCUUGGAGGAAGCACACAGGUAAACCCACACAUUUACACACACACACACACACACACACACACACACAGAUAGGAUUUUUUUUAAUAAAUUUAAGGUCACAACUCAUAUUCCGUAUUUAUUCACUGGCAAGUGAACAGAGAUUACAGUGUAAAAGAAGACUAUCCACUUGAUUCCUAUAAUUAAAAUAUGGUACCUUUAGGUUGUUAGCCAAGUGAACCAGGCACUUAUAUCCCAGGGCCAAACAUAAAAUAAAGUAAAUAAAUAUUAUUAUAAAGUUACUCUGCCAAUCCAUCUUGUAACCCAUAUGUGCAAUAAGUUCUCUAGUAGUUUUCCUAAAUUAAGUUACUUUUAGAAUAAGCUAAGUUUUGAUCAUUGAGAUAUGCCAUUCAAAGAUGUAUUUCUACAAUGCUAAGAAAAUAUAGGGUAGUGUAUGAUAAUAAAGUGACACAACAGUAUUCAGGAACCUCAUGUAUAUUUUAGCAUGUUCAUUAAGUGAACACUGUAAAUAUGGUCUUGUCUUGUAUAUAGUACUUUGUAAAUUUUUGUAAAUAGUUUCUGUGCAAGCUGUGAAUGACAGUGGAGUAGAAAAAUACUACAAUUAUAACAUUCACAACACAGUUAACAAGCUACAGCAAAGUGCCAAGCAUUUCCAUAGAUUUACCUUGAUUCAUUAGUUGAGGUGCCAUUUUAGCAGGAACUGUGUAAUUAUUAGCGCACUAAAUGCAGAUCUGAAUGUUGCUGUCUUCCGCAAAACUUGUACUCUCAUGCCCAAAAUGUACUACAUCGCUUUCCAUCUUCCUGCAGUGUGAGGGUUACUGUAGCCAAGUAAGGCUCUCAGACCAUACAGUCUCUUUGGUACUGUGAAGUGAUGCACUUGAUAGACUGACUGCCUGGCUCUCUUUUGCCAUUAGGUCACAACACAUGCUAUUGUAUAGGUAUUUGUAAGCCAAUGACUUAUGCUGUGAUCAUGGUUGGAGAGUAUGCAUCAGCUGUAGAUUGAAGUAUUAUAGAUAUAUUAGUUUUGAGUUGUGUAAAAUUACUGCAUGUAGUACCUCUCUUUUAUGUGAGGCUUUCAGAACUGGAGGGCACAAAACUUCUAAGCUGUUAUUAAGUAAAUGUACUUAGAGGUUGUUGAUUAUUAUCUCAUUUGUUUGGUAAUGUUAAGCUCAGUUUGAAAGACAGGUUUCCUUCUUUAAUUAUAGCUACAUUAUGUACAUUUGGUCCCCUGCUAGAUAAGUGGAGUGGCACAUGAGAAAAAGAAGAAUGUAUCAAGAUAAUAAAAUUUGUAUGAAUGCUCAGAAAAUUUAUUCUACAAAACUGACAUUAUGACUGUAUUAAAAUACCAAAUCAUUAAAAUUUAUCUCAGUCCUUUAGAAGUAAUAUACACAUAUACUCUUCAACACAAAUUAUCCCCAACUAUAUUCCAAACUUUUUUGUAAGUUUACAAUAUUUUCAUUACUUAUUUUACAUAUAAUUUAUAGCACUUUUAUGACAUAUGUAUGUAAAUGUAUGCAUGCCUUAAGAUAACCACUGAUAUACCCAUAUUUAUGCAUAAACAUCCAUACUCUUAAAGUUAAGCUGCUAGAUGGUUCAUCAGAAGAACCUUGUAUGAUAUUUCUAUACAUAUUUAAGUUUAUUUGGUUAUGCAUCAUAUUGUUUGUUUUCCUUUGGAAAUCCAUAACCACAACCAGGCCUCAGUGCUAGUGGUUUACUAAAGCUAAAAGCUAAAUCACAUUGCUCAAGAUUAUAGAUGCUUCUCAUCUUCUUGACUAUAGAUUGCUCUCAGAUUAUUGAUGCUUCUCAUCUUCCUGACUGCUUAAAUCUGUGUCUUCUAACUGUUGUUAGGUUUCCCUACCAAAUAUUUUAUCAGUCUAUCAUAUAUCACAAUCCUUUUAAGCUACUUGCCUACUGUGUUGGUAAUGCCAUGCAGUCAUUAUCAGUUACCUGUUGUGUAAUUGCUAUGUUACUGGUAAGCUUUCUGAUACCAAUAAGUCACCAAAUGUAAAAUUUUAGAAUAGGUUUACAUAUUCUUUUAAUCAGCUCUAUUCUUUCUACAUCAACAAACCAUAACUAACACACCCUGGUCUGCCUUCACCAAAUUGUGCUGGCUUACCUAUGGCUACAAAUUAACCAUCCUGCAUUAGAAAGUGACACUCAGACCAAUUUGCUGAACAGAAGUUUUUGGCCAAUAAGGGUAUCCAGGUUUGAGCACACCUAACUCAGGAUACUUCAAAUAAUUCUUUUGAUUAUUAACAACAGUAGACUAAACCUUAUACUUAAUAUAUUAAAUAAAAUAAAUCUACUUAAAUACUGUCUCAGGGCUUUACUGUUACAAUGAAAAGUAAAAUAAAAGUACGGAGUGAGAGCAAGACAAAUAAGUGAUGGAUGGUUGUAUUCAGGGAAUAAAAAUUAAAGUUGGAGAUGGUGUAAGACUGAGGUCCAGUGGAGAUGGAUGGGCUGUGGUAGCUUGUCUAUGUGCAGAUGAAAUUUUUGCUUCCAAGUGAGUGAUGACUUUUAAAGUGUGUGUGUGUGUAUGAAGGUAAUGUGAAUGUUAGGAAAACAAAGGUAAUGGUUUUAGAGAUGGAAGCAAAGGUGUGUCCAUGGUGGUAAAGGAAAGGCAUAAAGAUUAGCUUUCUCUCAGGAGUAAGGCACUCAGUACUCUACUUAAAUUAGAGCUAGAAUGCAGUUCUGCAGAAAUGCUUCCUGCAUUGACUAGUAUCACUGCCCUUUGUACAUAGCAGUCUGCUCUGGCUAGAUGUUUCUGCUCUAUAUUCUUCAGAUCUAGCUUUGAAAGACAGCCUGUCAUUGGCCCAGUAUGUCUUACAAGUUAAAGGUGACAUCAUAAAUGUGACAUCAUAAUAAGGAUCUCUAGUCUUGACCUGUGAGUACAUGACUAGUGAGGGAUGAAGCUGCUAAAGCCAUGAGUCAACAUUUCAUAGCCAACUCCAAGAAUUGUAUAACCUAAGAUUGCAUUUUAGAUUUCAAACCAGCUAAAUCUGACAGGACAAUUUCUGAAAGGUUUUUCCAUAGAUGGAUAAUUUGUAAAUGAAGUGAAAAUCAUAGGUGAAUGCCUGUUAACCCUUCCAGUUUGAGUGCCUCAUAUAAACAUCUGACUGCAACAUGUCUGCCAUAAGUAUUGUGAGCAGGUUUCUUGGAGAGGAAAGAGUCACAAAAGAUAAUGAUGUUAAUGGGGAAAGAAAGUGGUCCAUCUCAAAAAUAUGAGAAUCAAGAAAUCAUUUCAAUAAUAAUUAUAUAAUUUGAAAAUUUUUCAGUCAUAUGAGGCAUCUAAUGACAAAGUGUACCAAGAUACAAAGUGUAUUAAGAUACAGGAAAUAUCUUUAAAAAUUUUGCCGCUUUUAAAAGUGCCAUAAUCAUGUUAAUAUUUUAUUAUUAUUAUUACCCUUUUGUUUUGCAAUGAUAAAGGCAUUUCACUUCUUUGAAGUAAAUUACUUUCUUGCACUGCAAUCUAUCAAGUUGCUUUCCAAAUACAAGACAGCUCACACAAGUGUUAUAUUGAGGACAGUUUGGCAGCACCAGCACUUGAUACACCAUGACAUUAGAUGCCUAUCAUGUAUAAUUUUCAUGAUUUUCUUUUAUAUAUCAUAAUUUUGUAUUACCUUCCAACCUUGUAAGUCUCAAGGCUUAGUUUCCAGUUUCAGAAAUAAAUCAUUAAAUC